CGUAAAGCGCCGUGCCGUGCGCGUCGGCGUUUUUGCGCCAGUGUCGCGUUCGAUCGAAGAUGGCGGCGGCGAUGGCAAUGACUGGGACGGCGGCGGGUCCGAGCCUCGGGCUGGCGGGCGGCUGCCCGGACUGGACCCACCAGGCGGAGAGCACCGGGACCACCAUCAUGGCCGUGGAGUUCGAGGGCGGCGUGGUCAUCGGGGCGGACUCCCGCACCACCACCGGAUCCUACAUCGCCAACCGCGUGACGGACAAGCUGACCCAGAUCCACGACCGUAUUUUCUGCUGCCGCUCCGGCUCCGCCGCCGACACCCAGGCCAUCGCCGACGCCGUCGCCUACCAACUGGGCUUCCACAGCAUCGAGCUGGACCAGCAGCCCCUGGUGCACACGGCGGCCAACCUUUUCAAGGAGAUGUGUUAUCGGUACCGUGAGGACCUGACGGCCGGGAUUCUGGUGGCCGGCUGGGACCGGCGCAAGGGUGGACAGGUGUAUUCUGUCCCCAUGGGGGGCAUGAUGGUUCGCCAGCCCUUUUCCAUUGGGGGCUCCGGCAGUUCCUACAUCUACGGCUUUGUGGAUGUUUCUUACAAGCCCGGAAUGAGUAAGGAGGAGUGCCUGACUUUCACAGCCAAUGCACUUGCCCUGGCCAUGGAUCGCGAUGGCUCAAGUGGCGGGGUGAUCCGUCUGGCUGCCAUCACCAAGGAUGGUGUGGAGCGCAAGGUCAUUCUUGGCAAUGAACUACCCCGGUUUUCCUCCGUCUGAAAUGGGUGUGUGGGUGGGUGGGAGGCGGUGUUGCCCCCGUGACACCUGGACCUGCUUCCAUCUCUCGGGGACGGGAAUGUCUUUCGUCUUUAUGCAUUUUUGGUGGGUAUUAAAGGCAAAAAGUCUCCCAU
Molecule: messenger RNA, 892 nt
Organism: Crotalus tigris (Tiger rattlesnake)
Lineage: Eukaryota; Metazoa; Chordata; Lepidosauria; Squamata; Viperidae
Gene: PSMB6
Product: proteasome 20S subunit beta 6
Exons: 6
Coding region: 60-761 (233 amino acids)
Cellular component (GO): proteasome core complex
Molecular function (GO): threonine-type endopeptidase activity
Source: RefSeq, a predicted model, not a curated record